UUUUAAUAAUUAAAAAAAUUUCUUUGCCCAAAAAAUAAUUAUUUACGGAAAAUUGCAUAAUACACUUAUUUAUUGAAGGCGAAAAUAAAUAAUUUUCCGACUUCCCAGCAAUUCGAAAACAAUGACGGUGUCCUAUCAGGCUCAAGUGGCGACUAGCAAUUUCAAUUGCUUCCUCAAGCUGUUGGCUCGUUGGCGUGGCAGCAUUUAUAAAAUUAUUUGGAAAGAUUUGGCCGCUUUCCUGGUAUUGUAUUACUCGUUGAGCAUAAUGUAUCGUUUUGUAAUGGGACCAAACCAACAGCGGCUCUUUGAGCUCCUCGUCCAUUACUGCCACAGCUCGAGCACACUCAUACCUCUCUCGUUUGUGCUCGGCUUUUACAUUGCAGUCGUCAUGCAGCGCUGGUGGACGCAAUACAUAACUGUGCCUUGGCCUGAUCCGCUUGCUGUGUAUGUUAGUACGCUCUUCGUGGGUCAGGAUGAGCGUGGUCGUAUAAUGCGUCGUACUGUAAUGCGCUAUGUCUGUCUCUGUCUUACCAUGAUUUUCACAAUGGUUGCGCCAAGCGUUAAGAAACGUUUUCCCACAAUGGAUUCCCUGGUGGAUGCUGGUCUACUAACCGAAAAUGAGAAGGACGUUCUCAUUGCGAUGGAUGAAAAAUCGCCGAAACAUCGUAAACACUGGGUACCACUCGUCUGGGCUGCUAGUAUUGUUUCGCGUGCUCGAAAAGAGGGCCGCAUACGCGAUGAUGUUGCGCUGAAAACGAUUUUCGAUCAAUUAGAUACGUUUCGUAACAAAUGUGCCGUUAUAUUGCAUUUCGAUUCGGUGCCAAUACCGUUGGUUUACACGCAAGUCGUAACAUUGGCAGUGUACUCGUACUUUUUGGCAGCACUCAUCGGUCAACAGUGGGUGCCCAAAGAGGUCGAUCCAGAUGGACACUACGAUUGGGUGGACUAUUAUUUGCCCAUCUUUACAACGCUGCAGUUCUUCUUCUACAUGGGUUGGCUCAAAGUGGCGGAGUCGCUAUUGAACCCGUUCGGCGAUGACGAUGAUGACUUUGAAGUUAACUGGAUGAUUGAUCGCAAUUUGCAAGUUUCCUACUUUAUUGUCGAUGAGAUGCACCACGAGCAUCCCGAAUUGGUGAAGGAUCAGUAUUGGGAUGAGGUUUUGCCUGGCGGCUUGCCAUAUCCGGACGACUUUCAUAAAGCCACAGCUGACUACACCGAUGCUGGCAAGUCCGAUGGUGCAGCACAUUUUGUUUGGAAGCGCCGUGACAACAUGGCUAUUAACUCCAGUCUACAUAGCAGUCUUUCACGCAUCAACGCGGUUUUGAAACGCCUACGAAGCAAAGAUAAUACCCAAACUACAACUAGUCGUGUACAUCUCUCCACGAGCUCAGCCUCGCUUGAAGAACACCAGCCAUAUUCCACUUCCGAGCACGAAAGAUAUGUUGCAACUAACAAAUUCUCGGCCGCUGCACGCUUGGCUUGGUUAACCGAUGAUGAGGGCACGGGUGUUGAGUCGCGCAGCUCACGCAUGAAGGUCGAUCAAUUGCGCUCCCUCUCCAGUACGGCUAAAUCAAUUAAAUACGAAGAUGAAAUGGAUGAACAUGAAAAGGAUGAUUUCGAUUUGUUGCGUGAGGAGCGUGAACGACAGCGUCAAGAGCGCCAACGGCAACGUAUUAUGCAAAAUGUUUACAAUGCUACUAGUGCUACGGCAGACCUUUUGCCUGCAUUGAUAGCUUCAGGUUUGAAUUUAACAUCGCCUCCAACAGUAACAUUUGCACCACAACAGCGCUCCAGUGAGCAUCGCAGUGGCACGCCGAGUGCGAAGAGUAGCAGCAGCGCUACGGGUAGUAAGCCUGACGAUAAGGCGGAGGCUGAGGAAAGCAAGAAACCGCAAGAAGAUGAUAAGCAGGGGAAAUAAGCAAGUGGUUUCUUCGAGAAUUUAUUUGCUACAAGUAAUCGCUUUUUAUCUUGAGUAAAAAUGAUUAUAUCGAGUUACAUGCUUUAUUCUUGUUUUUCGAAAUAUUUUCAAAUGUCUUUCUUUCGGGUGGGUGGACAUAUGAUGACGCUAAAACUGAGAGGAUAACACCAACAGUGCAGGAGAGAGUAACAGCGCCAUCUGCUGUCGUCUGUAAGUGAUCAUUCUCGUGGUAUCAGGAUUACCAACAUUCGUGCUGCCAAGUGGACAGUCUUGGGCUGAAACCAGUGCCAGACUAAUGUCAAAAACAACAUUAAUUAAAUUUUUUAGUUGACAAAAGACAUCUAAUGGAACCCUUCAUGAAUUAUUUAUAAAAAAACUGUUUCAAAAAUAUUUUUCUGAUUGGAUUAUUUGUUGGCAUAAGGGAAGCUUUUUUCUGAAGAAGUGUCUAUAUUGAAUACGAAACAAUAAA
Ceratitis capitata (Mediterranean fruit fly) is the source of this 2387-nucleotide messenger RNA. Its product is annotated as bestrophin-4. The record is from RefSeq and is a predicted model, not a curated record. The transcript is spliced from 4 exons. Gene Ontology annotation, molecular function: chloride channel activity. NCBI's taxonomy places the organism in Eukaryota, Metazoa, Arthropoda, Insecta, Diptera, Tephritidae. The coding region runs from base 122 to 1918 and encodes 598 amino acids.